AUGGACAAAUUGUUUAUUGGUAUACGAGCUGAAGAUAAAUCGUAUAUGGAAAGAAGAACACCUAUCCCUCCCCAUGAUUGCAAGUAUAUUAUGGAAAAAGUAAAUUAAUUCAAAAUUGUCAUAGCAUAAUCGAAUUUAAAUUGUUGUAUAGCCCUCAACUAAGAGAAUUUUCACAGAUGAACAAUAUUUAGAGGUGGGAUGCAUGGUUUAAGAAGAUCUAUCGAUCUGCAGAGCAAUCAUUUGUAUUAAAGAAAUCCCGCUAGAAAAAUAUAUUGAAGGAAUGACAUAUUUAAAUUGGUCUCAUACUUUAGAGGGUGAACCAUAUAAUAUGCCAGCCUUGGAUGUGAUGCUUUAGAAAAAUAUUAGGCAUUUAGAGUAUGAACGAAUUUAUGACGAUAACGUAAACAAAUAAUAUACUAAAAUAGGGUGUUAACAUAACUUCAUUCCCUUAUGCUGGAAUUGCAGGAAUAAUCACAUUCUUGA
Messenger RNA from Paramecium primaurelia, 483 nucleotides. The record is from the annotation of a GenBank genome assembly. Lineage: Eukaryota; Ciliophora; Oligohymenophorea; Peniculida; Parameciidae.